Molecule: messenger RNA, 1050 nt
Organism: Aspergillus puulaauensis
Lineage: Eukaryota; Fungi; Ascomycota; Eurotiomycetes; Eurotiales; Aspergillaceae
Exons: 2
Coding region: 1-1050 (349 amino acids)
Biological process (GO): mitotic sister chromatid segregation; kinetochore assembly
Cellular component (GO): nucleus
Source: RefSeq, a predicted model, not a curated record
AUGGAGGUGCCUCAGGAGCGGGUGGAGAAAAUUAAGGGAUUUGUUGAAGACCGCCGGAAGGCUGAGAAGUUCUAUGAUGAACAACGACUAAGUUCGUCUGAUAUUCAAGCUUACGAGAAGAAGUUGGAUGAUGCACUGAGGGAGCUCCAAGACCGAGUCAGGCUCCAGGAGGAAGACCUGCGCAAGCUUCGCGCCGCCAAUGUCGAUUAUAUCUCAGAAAUAGGAAUUAAUCCAUCCUCUCGCGUCGCGCAAGUACGACGAGCUAAGAAGGCUUAUGACUCACUUCUAAAAUCGGAUACGGCUCUGCCAAAGCCAGAAUCGCCGCUGCCAUCCAUCAUUGCGCUCGACGAUACAACACGCAUUAUCAACGAGAGUAAGAGUUCUAUCUCAGCAACAGCAGAGAAACUUGCGAAUACACGCCAACGUCUCAAAAUCGAAGAAACGGAUUUGCGCGAUGCGCAGUCAAUAAAGGAUGGGCUACAGAAACGAAUAGCCAACAUCCGAGAAGACAAGUCAAGCAGCCGUGAAAAACUGCCUUCAGAUGUCGCACGCGAGUUGCUGGAGGAGCAACGGCGGAAGAGGAAGGAUCUUGAAAAAGACACUGACGGUAUAAGAGCUGCACUGCAUAAGUUUUGUGAUGAAGUCCUCGCAUCAAUGAUAGCAGCUGAAGACUUGGGAGGUCCGGCAGUUGGAGACGUUGCUGAAGUUUCUGACGCUACCUUGGCAAGCGGUUACACCCGUCAUGGUAAACCAAAGAAGCCCAAGGCCGUGGACGAGUAUGAUCAGAGCAAUACCCAACAUCGGAUUGACGAUAUGCUUCGCCGUCAAACCGGACAGCAGCAGAAUCAACCGUCAAAUAAAAGAGAAGUGACGGCGACUGAGAUACAUGAACUUCUAGACACCCUACUAAAUGCGGGCUCUUCUUAUUCAGAACUGCCACACGAAUCAGCAGCAUCGAGGUUUCUGGUAAGAGCCAAAGUUGCUCAAUUCCACCCACGCGAUGCAAGGCGGUUAAGGUUGAUCGAUUUCGGACGUUCCUUAAAUGAUUGA